Messenger RNA from Dentiscutata erythropus, 1296 nucleotides. NCBI's taxonomy places the organism in Eukaryota, Fungi, Glomeromycota, Glomeromycetes, Diversisporales, Gigasporaceae. The record is from the annotation of a GenBank genome assembly.
AUGGGAAGGACUAGUCGUAAAGUCGAAGAACCUGCACCAACAUACGCGGAGAGGCUUGAACGUAUAGAACAAAACAGGGCCUUAUUGGCAAAACUCGGUCUUAUUGAUUUUAGUCUUUCACCCCCUAAACCUAAAAGACCACCAAGGCGUCAAAUUGAUUCGGAAGAAUCUCAACAGGAUGAACAUGCCCGAACACCUUCGCGUAAGAGUCCGAGAAUACAACAGAUGAAACCUAGGUAUAAUCUACGCGUCAAAAGUUAUCAACCUGCUUAUGCCCAAGCUCAAUUACGACGUGUCAUUCGUCCUAAGGGCUCAAAGGCCAAAUAUAGAGCAUUAGGAAGAAAUAAUCAAGGACGUAGAUUUUAUGGAGGUAGAAUUUAUGAUUCAGAAUUAGGAUCAACUUGUCACCAAUGUAGACAAAAAACUAUCGAAGAAAAAGUACAAUGCACAAAUGUAUUAGAAGACGGAACGCUUUGUAAAGUGAUGAUGGAUGAACGAUGUUUGGUUGGAAGAUAUGGUGAAACACUGGAAGAAGCGCGAAAUUCUGGCGAAUGGAAUUGUCCGAAAUGUCGAGGUGUAUGUAACUGUUCAUUUUGUCGAAGAAAAAAAGGCCUUCCUGCAACAGGAAUUUUGAAACAUCUCGCCUUAGCAAGAGGCUAUAAUUCUGUUAUGGAAUAUUUGGGUGAUGCUUAUAAUAGAAGUAAAGACAUGAACGGAGAUUGGUUGUAUGCUGAUCUGCCCGACGAUUCAGAAGACUCAGACAAGGAGUUUGUUCUCGGUGAUAAAGACUUAGCUGUUGACAAUAGUGAUACUUCAGAAGAAUAUAUUUCCGAGAAUAGCGACGCUCACACACUAAAUGACAUUCCUCAAUCUUCGUCUGACCUUAAUAAUUCCUGUCUGCCUUCUAUACCGAAUUCCCAAUCUCAAGUUUUUGCACUUGAUAAUGAAUUGCAAAGAUUAGAUGUGCCAUUUCCAAUUUUUUCAGAACAAUUUACUCAGUUUCAUGAAGAACAAGAAAUGGAAUUGAAAUCUCUUGCCAUCACUGAUCGUCAGCUCACAGAAAAGCAAACGGUGGCAGGAUCACAAGUUCAAAGUUCUAAAGUUCUAUCAGAAGCUAAGAAAUCGGAGCAUAAAGAUGUUACUGAUCUUAAUAGAGAUUUAAGAGACCAAGUUGAGUCAAUUCACAAAGUUCUUUUACCGAUUUUCAAUAAAUUGCUAAACAAGGAUGAAGAUCAAUUGGAUGCAGUUAAUAUAGGCCCUUUUUUAUUGGAAUUUGCACGAAGAUCUAAGAGAUGA